UGAAUACACUAAGAGAAUGGCAUCGUCGUAUUUAUUAUCAGAUUACCAAAUCUGGCGCACUGGGCACGCAGGUACAACUGAUGGGUACGUUUAUGGAAUAGAAGCUUCGGACAAGGACGUGCGGUCAUAAGUUUAAGCUGCUCAUUAUUCUCGGAAUAAACAAUUCUACCUAGUUUGCCUACUGCGAGUCGCGUAAGGUUUUGCCUUUUCAAAGGCUCCAAAUCGAAUUCAGAGAGCCGUUCUCAGUGACUAACAACUCCCACCGAUAUCCGGUUGCCGAUAGGCUCACGCCCGGCGCUCGUCUACCGGCCGUUCAUUCGUUUCAUUCACCCUGAACGUGCCCUCUGAAAGUCCCAAUGCAUGUGACCCUAGGCGAUCUGCCGCCUGAGAUCUUACUCCUCAUAAUCGCAUACACACUCGCCAGUGGAUCCAUCCCAAGCAACAUCCUGUGCGUUAACCAUCAGUUCCGCAGCGCCGGCGUGGAAUGGCUUUAUAGGAACUUGUGCUUUCGCUCUUCAGAGCAGCUAAGGCUUUUUGCACAGACAGGCGAUAAUGCGGGGGUGGUGCUGCGCUCAGUGACAGUCGACUUGACAGGCAAGUUUGCGAGAUCAGAUGUCUGGCAGCAUCUUCGCGAAGCGUUGUGCAGGUGUCGCGAUCGUACUGAGAAACUGGGGCUGGGGCAGAAGCAGAUCCUAUUGGAGGCUCUUUGCCUGAGACUCCAUUCAUACGCGCGGGAUACCAGCCACCAUGUGUUCGAGGAGGCACUGUCUGUUGCCAAUCCCCGAGUAUUUCGGUGGACCGGACCCGAUCCAGAUCACCACUUCUCCACUGCAAUUGUCGCGCCUGUAGCAAGCCGCCUAUGUAGAAUAUUUGGCACCUGGUCAAACAUUCAAGAUAUCACGGUCACCAACAUCACCUUCUCCGUUGACCCGGACAAUUCGGUGCCAUUACUCCCAGAGAUUCCCGGUCUUCGCACUCUCUAUGUGGGUCAGGCGACAUUCCUGAGUGCAGGGUCUGUUGCAGCAAUUUUCUGUAUCAAUAGAAUGCCGAGCCUGGAGAGGGUGAGACUAGUGGAUACCUACUGUGAGAGUAUCUGGGGCUCCAGAAUUCGAAGGUCGGAUAUCGAGAAGGCAGCCCAAAUCAUUAUGCUUCCUCAAGAUGAGGUACAGUACGGAUGUGUACUUUUACGCAUUCGGAAGCUACUUACAUGCGAGAAGAAGACGGAGCGCAUCAUUGGAGGGGAUCGGGUGGAAGGUAGUAUCUUUCUGGUUUGAGCGCACCGAUGUAGAGGUAGAAAUAGAAAUACACGCAGACAGAAGGAGACGGCGAUAGUACAUUGCAGUACACAUUGCCAGGGAGAACAUUAUAUCUCGACUUCUCGAAUACCGUCUUUGUCAACUACUUUGACCUUGUAUUUGCCUGGAUUAACCACCAGACGCUUCGACACCUCGUUGAUGCAACGUUUCAGGGUGGCAAGACCCUCUUCCAGGGAUGCUUCUGGAUCAUGGUAACUAUGUAAGAGUGGUCAGCGCACCAUUACACUAAGUAGCAAGAGAGAAGGAAC
Molecule: messenger RNA, 1564 nt
Organism: Suillus subaureus
Lineage: Eukaryota; Fungi; Basidiomycota; Agaricomycetes; Boletales; Suillaceae
Exons: 3
Coding region: 357-1274 (305 amino acids)
Source: RefSeq, a predicted model, not a curated record